UAGUUCUGUUCGAUUUCCGCAUCAGCAUGUUAAUUGUUAUAGUCGACAGACUCGACACGUUCUUCAUCCGAAAUCUUCUUACGGAGGGAAAGCACACCUGUUCGAUACUGCUUUCGUUUUGCACGUGCGUACGGAUCAUCGUUUUGACGGUUUGACCUAACUGGUAACUUGUUGAUUGUAUGUGUAAUAUUGCAUCAAGAACACAGCGAUGACAAUGCUGUUGGUGCUGUUUACGUGUCUGACCGUUUUGGGAAUCCCCUGUCCGGCGCAGGGCUGUCCCCGGCCGCCGCCACCACCAUCAAGAAAAACCUUCCCGUUAGAUCUGUAUUGGAGCUAUUCGCGAAAGUGUCAAGCACCCGGCAAGAUGAUUUACCCGCAGCCAUCCCGACCGUUAAUCUGGGCGCCGUGGGCAAUAGACCGUCGUUAUCCCGAUUAUCUGCUGUGCAUGAUCAACAUGCUCUCAAACAAUCGCUCACCAUCAUCUGAAUUCGAGUUGCACGUCACCGAUGGCGCCCCGGUAAAAUUAAGCUGCCAGCCGUUAGAGACGUUCGAACGGGGAAUUCACAUCGAGCACCAGCAUGUUCCGGGUCUUGGGGAACAUCGAAGCGGCAUUUACUACUGGACUAAGGAUCAGCGGAAAUUCUGCGAAAAGUGGGAGCGGAACAGUGAGAAAAACAAGUGCGAUGAUGGCGUCGAUCGUAGCGCGCCGGACAGUGAAGUGUGGAUCCAAUCCUUCACAGCGGCUGACGAGGGCGUCUAUGCCUGUGCGUAUAUGGAGAACUGUAUCAAUGAAGACAAUAGACACGUGCACCUGCACUAUUGUCCGCUACGUGUUGGACCAGCUGUCCGCAUCCAUGUUGUGCCCAAAAUUUCAGUUGUGCCCAGUACAAAGACUUCAGUGCCAGAUAUUCCUCGAGAUACCACCAGCGCCUCGCCGACCAGCCAAGCCGAAACGCCCGUAUCGUCGGCUAGCGUUAUCACGCCGCUGGUCAAGUUGCGGCCCGUCCAGUGGUUCAGUACGGUUUCCACGAACGGCGCGCAGCGGAAAGAGCACGCUACCAGCGCCAUUCAAACGACAGCUAUAAGCAGCAGCUUGACCAAUACGACCGCUCAAAGCACGACAUUUCAAUCUUUCCCUUCAGUGGAAACCAGCGCCAUGUCCUGGCCAGUGGCACUACCAGACUCGGAAACUUUAUACGACUAUUCUGAAGUGGAAAUUGUGGCUCCCACUGUAGCCAAAAGAGCACCGCGAGUUGGUAAUAAAACAGUAGUAUCCAGCACAGUGUCUUCGUCAGUCGCAGUUCCAGCAGUCUCGCAGUCCGACAUAGUCGAUUACCAUGCCGAAGAAGAUUUUUCGGACAUCGUUGGUGAAAUAUUUGAAUUGGUCGCGACUACCACGACAGCCACCAGCUCAUCGCCUGUUGACACCAAACCGUCAUCGAUUGCGGGAACGGCUUUCCAAGCCUAUAGAUCGCUGCCUACGUCGAUUUCCUCGACUUUCACGCCAUCCAGCGUGUCAAAGGUCACGGAAGCAACAACGUCGACGUCCGAUAAGGCACCUUCGGAGUUCACACGUCCCACAAAUAGUUCGCCGUUGGAAAUGGAUGCGCUCAGCGCUGCUCACAUGACAGACGUCGCUGACGCCGAAGGCACAUGGGUGACAGAAGCGGAAGGCUUCAAAAACGGCUACCCGCCGACGCCCAUGUCCAGCACGACCGUUGUGGGAGAAGAUCAAGAAACGGUCUCGACCGCGGGCGUGAAUGAUACGGAGUACGACGCUGAUUACGAUCAUGCGCCGGGAGAUCAGCGCCGCGCGAGCAGUUUCCCACCCGAAUGCCCGCCCUGCACCGGCAACUGUCCCUGUCCACUCUUCAAGCGCAAGCGGAAACAUCUUUAAACAAUACCUUUCGCCCAGCUUUUUUAAUGUUACACUGAUAUUCAAUCAGUGUACUGUAGUGACACAGGUUUAAGGAACGUAGGGGAGGCGUGGUCAGCGCACCCGGACCGUCGGUCUCUUUGAUCUUGAAACGGGCCGACGACUCGUGUCUGCUGCUGUGUCAUUACAGUACUUUGUGUUGCAAAUUGCAUUUUUUGUAUAGUUUAAUUAUUCUGACCUUUGUGUGUCAGACGAAAUAUUCAGGAACAAUUUUUGUACAACCACGCCGGUCUUAUUUUGUUAAUCGCGUGGCUAUUCGGCUAAUCAUUGGUCUAAGGCACAGCGCGCGAUUUAUUUGCGGUAGAUAAUUUACUCUAGUAGAUAAAUUUUUUGACCAAAAGGAC
Messenger RNA from Paramacrobiotus metropolitanus, 2280 nucleotides. Its product is annotated as mucin-17-like. Bases 209 to 1897 code for a protein of 562 amino acids. The record is from RefSeq and is a predicted model, not a curated record. NCBI's taxonomy places the organism in Eukaryota, Metazoa, Tardigrada, Eutardigrada, Parachela, Macrobiotidae. The transcript has 10 exons.